Molecule: messenger RNA, 3135 nt
Organism: Rhipicephalus microplus (southern cattle tick)
Lineage: Eukaryota; Metazoa; Arthropoda; Arachnida; Ixodida; Ixodidae
Biological process (GO): autophagosome-lysosome fusion
Source: RefSeq, a predicted model, not a curated record
AUAAUGUUACUAGAUCGUUGGGGGAAAGAGCCACAACAAUCGAGACGAGGUAACGGCGGCCAUGGCGGUGAACGGCUGAUUGAUGCAGCCAAGCGGCCCGAGCUGCUGCACUGCCGAUAAUGGUGCGCCACGGUGGGUGUCGUCGAUAAGCUCAUGGAGGGUUCGGUCGGCCAUUCGGCGUCGGGUCGGCGAUAGUGAGCUAUGGCGCUGCUACGGUGGCGGUGCUGACGAACCACGUCCCCGCCGUCAUCGACCUGCCGCAGCAGCAUGGCUACAGCCGGGUGUGCCCCCCCACUUCUGCUGCUGCUACUGCUGGUUCUCACCGGGUGCCAAGCAGAUGGCUGCGACUUUCCGGCAGCCUGGUGGGGCGAGUGGUUCCUGCAAGGUGCACGGGAACCCGUGCGCAUCAACCGCACCCACAUAUCCACAAGAGGUCGCUGCCUUGAGGGCCGCGAGAGCAAGUUCCUGCUGUCUGAGACUGGCUGUGUGCGCUGCCUGGGAAUCAGCGCGAAGCAUACAAACGUGCUUCAGUACAAAGAGACGGCUUGCUCGCACCAGACGUCGCAUGCGGCUGUGUGUGCCGAGUUUGCGGGUGACGCCAGCCUGUACUCGCUGUUUCGGCUCAACGGCAGCGAGCAGGAGUGCCCCAUUCAGGGUCCCCUGCUCUUCAGUUACAACCAGGGCGGCGGGGACUGUGCCAACCCUCCCUCAUACCUGGAGUCAUGCACCGAGCCCAGCAGGCUGCUGCUACGAUUCCAGGCCUGUGCCAGCGUUUUGGGCUCUGAGAGUAGAGAGGAGCAGCUGACGUGCCUGGCCUCUUGGAAGGAGGGCUCUGUGCGCUACCUGGUUGGCCGACUGGUGCACGCAGCGGCCAAGACUGAUGCUGAUCGACUGCGCUGCUUCGCAUAUGAGCAGUUCGAUGGCGGCUGGCAACUCGCUCAAUCAGGGGACGCGACGUGCGACGCCCUGAGUGGUGCGACCGAAGGAUCGCGCACGCUGCGCCUGUGGCCGCCUCCGACGCCGCCGGGUAGCAUGUGCACCUGGCCUGACUGGUUCUCGCAGGGUUUUUGGCAGCCCCUUGGAGAGGCUGGUGCCCCUCUCGAGGUGCGGGCGCCUGACUUGCUACUUAUGGGUGCCACACGGCUGCGCUGUCUUGAGCCGCUGCAUGCCAUGAGUGAGCCAGCCGAAGCACGCUUCAAGGUCCAAGCUGUGCAUCAAUGUUCCAGCCAGCGGCGCUGCCUGGGACUUCUGCGGAAGACGCCGCAGGUAGUGGAGCUGCGUCUGGGCGACUGCGAGCAGCCGUCGCGACCGCUCACGUUGGUGCGGCAGCAGCAGGCCGGAGGCAGCUGUGGACCCAUCCUGGGACGUCUCUCCCUGCUUCCUCAAGGGGGCAGCACUGCGGGCCUCCUGCUGCGUGGCUGCAGUGGCAACUCUGUGCUCAGCUGGGACUGUCGUGACCACCAGGAACAGUUACAACUGAUGCUGGGAUGUGGCUCGGACGUUCACCGAUUCAGGUGCCAUGGCAGCUGGGAGGAAAACGGCACACGCCUGCUAGUGGCAAGUGCUGUGUCUAGCCCGCGGCACUACUGCAUCAUCGUGUUGGCGCAGCGUGUGCAGUUUGCCGAGAGUCCCCCUGCAUGCGUCCCGGGCCUUCCCUGGCCGUGGUGGUCGUUCGAGCUCACACGCACUGACAGCUGUGAUUCGCAAGAAACUGGUGCAGCUGCUGGCCUGUGGCACCCAUUAACUCUUUUGGUGUUGCCACUUGCAGUCCAGAGGCUCUCCUAGGUGGUGCUGUGGACAGCAAGCUGCACAACAGUGUCCGUGCUGACCUUGUGUGUGUGUGCGCUAUAACAGAAAACCAGGCUGUGUCUGUUGUAGGAAGAAGAAAACUUCACAGUCAAAUUCAACUUUAGAACUCCACAACGUUUCCUCCUAUGUGGUGCUGUGGUGGAUGAGUAACUGCACGGCAGUAUCGGUGCUGGCUUUGUGUUUUCACAGAAAAGCACAAAGUUGAGAUAGUUGGUAUUUAAGUGCUGUGACAAAACUCUUGGCCAUGUUUGUUCAAGGGAGAAGACAAGGUGCACAUCUAGGCAAAAGCCUCUACCUGGGACUUGAGAAAAACUUGUUCUUGGACAAGUUGGGGUUGCCAAACACGGUAAUUUUGUUGCAAAGCUAAAGAUAUGGAAAAAGACAAUACAGUUAAACCUGCCUAUAACGAACCUCCAUAUAACGAAUUCCUCGAUGCAACAGUUUUUUUAUUUGUCAUCGUCACUCUAUAGAAGCACAUGUAUUAGCAACUUCUGUUUAAAAAAGUGGUAGUGGGUAACACCCUUGAUAUAAUGAAUUUUCGCCAUUAACAACUUAAGACUUUCGCCCCUAAUUUUCUCAUUUUAGCACGAGCAUGCACCAUCCGCAGUAGCCCCACCAAGGAAGCGUGAGGCGGCGGCGCGCUUGUGGCCUGGGCGACUCCUAGACGAAAACAAAUACUUGUUAUAGUGCGCGCGGGUGUGCGCGAGAAGGGCAAGCAGGCCUCGCCCCUCGAGCCGGCGUUGCCACUGUUCUUGCCGCCACGGGCACAUGCGCAAAUGUGCCUUCCCUCUCCCCCCAAACCAACCAACAAACAAAAAACAUUUGCGUUGACAGCACCACUCUUGGAAUGCUGCAAAAGUCUUCGAACUGCACUUUAAAUAGUGACACAGGUGAUGCCACUUUGCAUUGUUACACUUUUAGUUAGCGUCACAUAUGUGGGGCCACACUGCAUAUGGAGAGCGCUUUACAGAAUAGUUUUUGGCGGUAUCUGUGUCGUUCGCUCGUUUUCGACGCUGUGCGCACGUGCAUGGUAUCACUUCGCGCACAUGAAGUGGCCACCGACGACGUUCAGCAUCUGUUUUAUUUUCUUUUAUUGUUAAUAUCAACAAACGUAUUGUUACUACCAAGGAGAUGUCGGAUUAGGCGCUGAUAGGAACUUUGAAUAUUCGGAGGUUUACUUGUCCACGCUUUUCGGUCUUGCACCACGCUGUGAGUUGCGAGACUGUAGCCUUCACGAUUAGCCGAUGGGCUCUGGCAACAUGAUGGCACAAUGAAUACAAUGCAAUCGAUGCAACAGGAACUAGUUGUAAUGUUAUAUGAAGUAAG